UCAAUUCACAUAUUCACUAUAGAGAAUUGACAAGUCUUGGUUUGGUUCCAUAAAAAUGGCACACCACACCAUGGAGGAGGACUUGAACUUGAACAUCUUGGAGAUGAACACCGAGCCUUGUAACAACAGCAAUGCAACAACAUGUGCAAAGACAGCACCACCACCACAGGAACAGAACAGCCUCACAUCUUCAACUGUCACAAAGAAGUGUCCAUUUCUGGUCACCAAAUUUCACUGCCAAAUGCUUAGGAGUUUCACAGCAAAUUUGAAAGUGGUUGUUUUUGGCACUAAGCUUGCAGUGCUUUUUCCUGCUGUCCCUUUAGCUGUUGUUGCAGAUUUUUAUGGCCUUGGAAGGCCUUGGAUUUUUGCUCUGAGCCUGCUUGGACUCGCUCCUCUAGCUGAACGUGUCAGCUUCCUUACUGAGCAAAUUGCGUAUUACACUGGGCCCACAGUUGGAGGGCUUCUAAAUGCAACCUGUGGUAAUGCAACUGAGAUGAUCAUAUCUUUGCUAGCACUUUACCAAAACAAAGUAAAUGUUGUGAAGUUCUCUCUGCUGGGUUCCAUUCUCUCAAACCUUCUAUUAGUUCUUGGAAGUUCACUCCUUUGUGGAGGCUUAGCCAACCUAAGGAAGGAGCAAAUAUAUGACAGAAAACAAGCUGAUGUAAACUCACUGGUCUUGUUGCUGGGGUUGCUGUGCCAUUUGCUGCCAUUAAUGUUCAGAUAUGCCUUAGCAGGAGAAUAUCAUUCAAUAGCCACUAACACUCUACAGUUAUCCAGAGCAAGCAGCAUUGUUAUGCUUCUAGCAUAUGCCGGAUACAUCUUCUUUCAAUUAAAAACACAUCGACAAUUUUUUGAUGCACAAGAGGAAGAUGAAAACGAAGAAGAGAAGGCUGUGAUAGGAUUUUGGAGUGCAUUUACUUGGUUGGUUGGUAUGACACUUAUCAUAUCUCUGCUUUCUGAAUACGUUGUUGCAACCAUUGAGGCUGCUUCAGAUUCUUGGGGCAUUUCUGUUAGCUUCAUUAGCAUAAUUUUGCUACCAAUUGUGGGGAAUGCUGCAGAGCAUGCUGGCUCAAUCAUUUUUGCUUUCAAGAACAAGUUGGACAUAUCAUUGGGUGUUGCAAUGGGAUCUGCAACUCAAAUUUCUAUGUUUGUGAUUCCAUUGAGUGUGGUUGUUGCAUGGAUAAUGGGUAUAGAAAUGGACUUGGAUUUCAAUCUCCUUGAAACUGGGUGUCUUGCUUUUACAAUCAUUGUUACAGCAUUCACUCUGCAGGAUGGAACUUCACACUACAUGAAAGGAGUGGUUCUUUUCCUGUGCUACAUCAUCAUUGCUGCAUGCUUUUUUGUUCUCAAAACCCCACUAAUUAAUGAAGCAUAGAGUAGGGUGAAAUUCUGAGGUAGACCAUGAAUUGGGAUGAGAGGUGCAUGCCCUUUUAGGUGGAUGGUUGUGUCUGUGAAACUAAAGCUUGAAGGUCCACCAGAAUGUCAGAAAACCAUAGAACAUAGCUUUUGAUGUUUGUUUCCCUAUGAUAAUAAUAAGGUAUAUACACAUAACAGUGUGAAAUUUAGGGUGAUAAUUUGAAACCCCUUUUCUCUUUUCUUCUCCUUUUCCAUGUUUCCCGGUUACUCCAUAAUCACAUCUUUCUUCACUCAAUGUAGAAAAUAGUUAAUCAGUAAAUAAAGUAUCAU
Messenger RNA from Vigna unguiculata (cowpea), 1686 nucleotides. RefSeq names its product vacuolar cation/proton exchanger 3-like. Gene Ontology annotation, cellular component: plant-type vacuole membrane. Gene Ontology annotation, molecular function: calcium:proton antiporter activity. The record is from RefSeq and is a predicted model, not a curated record. NCBI's taxonomy places the organism in Eukaryota, Viridiplantae, Streptophyta, Magnoliopsida, Fabales, Fabaceae. Gene Ontology annotation, biological process: calcium ion transmembrane transport; intracellular calcium ion homeostasis.